AUGCCUAUCCCGACUCCACAAGCCGACCGAUUGGCGGAUCUCUUCAGUCUCAAAAGCAAGGUUGUUGUGGUCAAUGGUUUUUCGGGGUCCUAUGGCAUCGGCCUUGAAGCCGCCCGUGGCUGUGCCGAGAUGGGCGCCUCCAUCGCUAUUACAUAUUUUUCUCAGGAAGAGGAGGCGAACAAGGCUGCUUCACAGUUACAAAAGGACUUCAAUGUCAGAUGUAUUGCCUACUUCUGCGACAUUUGUGACUAUGGCUCAGUUCAGAAAUUAGUCCAAACCAUGAUCGCCGACUUCGGCCAUAUUGAUGGAUUUAUCGCAAAUGCGGGGCAGGCGACCUCUUCCGGGGAUCUUGAUGGAGGGAUUGAGGACUGGAAGAAUAUUAUUGAGGUUGAUUUGAACGGUCCUUACUACUGCGCUAAAGCUGUCGAGCCGCACUUCAAGGAACGGGGGAUGGGAUCCUUCAUCUUCACAUCUUCCAUGUCGGGCCAGAUCGCGAACUACCCGCAAGAGCAAACGUCUUAUAACGUUGCCAAAGCCGGAUGCAUACAUUUUGCUAAAUCUCUUGCAAAUGAAUGGCGAGACUUCGCUAGAGUCAAUUCCGUCUCUCCUGGGUAA
Penicillium macrosclerotiorum is the source of this 615-nucleotide messenger RNA. RefSeq lists its product as uncharacterized. Gene Ontology annotation, cellular component: intracellular anatomical structure. The record is from RefSeq and is a predicted model, not a curated record. Gene Ontology annotation, molecular function: oxidoreductase activity, acting on NAD(P)H, oxygen as acceptor. The transcript has a single exon. Lineage: Eukaryota; Fungi; Ascomycota; Eurotiomycetes; Eurotiales; Aspergillaceae. Bases 1 to 615 code for a protein of 204 amino acids.